AUGAACGUAACACACCGGCAUUCGCUAACUCAAAGCAGCUACGCUAGCAACGGCAGCCACGCAAAUUUACCUUCGGACAAGAACUUACCAGAUGAAACAGGAUGCUACGAACAACUCCUCAUCUCCACCGAAGUGUUCCUAACCUUGGGAAUCAUCAGUUUGCUCGAAAACAUUUUAGUCGUGGCCGCUAUCAUCAAAAACAAAAACCUCCACUCUCCAAUGUACUUUUUCAUCUGUAGCUUAGCCGUCGCCGACAUGCUAGUUAGCGUCUCCAAUGCUUCAGAGACGAUCGUGAUAGCGCUAAUAAAUGGCGGUACUGUCACGAUUCCCGGAACUCUUAUACGAAGCAUGGAUAACGUUUUCGAUUCGCUGAUUUGCAGUUCACUUUUAGCAUCCAUUUGUAGCCUUCUUGCUAUUGCUGUUGAUCGGUACAUUACGAUUUUCUACGCGCUGAGGUACCACAACAUUGUAACAAUUCGUAGGGCUAUGCUUGUGAUUAGUGUCAUUUGGACAGUUUGUACUAUUUCCGGGAUUUUGUUUAUUAUUUAUUCUGAAAGUAUGACGGUUCUCAUUUGUCUUAUUACGAUGUUUUUUACCAUGCUAGUUCUCAUGGCGUCAUUGUAUGUGCAUAUGUUUUUGUUAGCGAGGCUGCAUAUGAAACGCAUCGCAGCGUUGCCGGGGAAUGCACCAAUCCAACAGCGUGCUAACAUGAAAGGAGCUAUAACGCUAACGAUUCUGCUAGGUGUUUUUGUGGUUUGCUGGGCGCCGUUUUUUCUCCAUCUGAUUCUGAUGAUCACUUGUCCCAGGAACCCUUACUGCACCUGCUUCAUGUCGCACUUCAACAUGUAUCUGAUCCUCAUCAUGUGCAACUCCGUCAUCGACCCCAUCAUUUAUGCUUUUCGAAGUCAAGAAAUGCGGAAAACUUUUAAGGAGAUAUUUUGCUGUUACAGUGUGAAAAACGUAUUCAGAAUGCUCUGCCGGUACACGCCCAUUGUGACGUAUGCAUCCACUGUGACCUGCGUGCCCACUAUGAAGUACAUUGCCACUGUGAGGUACACACCCACUGUGACCUACACGCCUACUGGGCCUGCGCGCCCACUGUGA
Periophthalmus magnuspinnatus is the source of this 1104-nucleotide messenger RNA. It is a transcript of the gene mc4r, whose product is annotated as melanocortin 4 receptor. Bases 1 to 1104 code for a protein of 367 amino acids. The record is from RefSeq and is a predicted model, not a curated record. Gene Ontology annotation, cellular component: membrane. Gene Ontology annotation, biological process: G protein-coupled receptor signaling pathway. Lineage: Eukaryota; Metazoa; Chordata; Actinopteri; Gobiiformes; Gobiidae. The transcript has 3 exons. Gene Ontology annotation, molecular function: melanocyte-stimulating hormone receptor activity.